AGGUUAACGGCCCUUCUCGCGUAAUCGGCCAUUUGUCAAUAGACCAGAUGGCGGACGUCAAGUCGUCGAUAUGGUGAUCGUGGUAGUCAUGGGCGUCUGUGGCUCUGGGAAGACCACAGUUGGCAAGGCGCUCUCAGAAAUGAUGGGUUGUGAGUUCGCCGACGCCGACGACUUUCAUUCGUCGGCCAACAAGGACAAGAUGGCCAGAGGAAUGCCCCUAAAUGACCAGGAUCGACUUCCAUGGCUACGGUCUAUACAGAAGUUCAUUCAAAGCCGGCAGGAGAUUUGUCAGACGGCCGUGGUCACAUGUUCAGCCCUGAAGCGAUCUUACAGGGAAAUCCUAACCGCCAGGGAGCCCAGAACAGCCCAGGCAUACAGACAGCCGGACACAAGCAAGGCACACAGGCACCCGGACAUAGCCCAGGCACACGGACAGCCGAACACAGCCAAGCCACACGGGCUGCCGUACAUGGUUCAGGCGGACAAGCAUCAGUACACGGCCCAGGCAAACCGUCAGCCCGACACGGGCCAGGCGGGGGUCAUUUUUGUGUUCUUAAAAGGAUCGGAAAGUUUGUUAAGAGAGAGAAUGUCAGGAAGAGACGGUCACUUCAUGCCGUCCGAGCUUCUGACCUCUCAACUUCAGACGUUAGAGGAGCCAUGUUCAGACGAGAAGCAUGUUGUUGCAGACAUAUCACAAGAUGUCGAGUCUUUGGUUAAAGAAAUAUAUACUUACAUAACAUCCUUAAACGACUGACGUCUUUCUGUGCGUACCGCUACGAUCGAUGUAAGGAUUUAAAUUGUAAAUAAAUCUAUUAU
This is a messenger RNA of Liolophura sinensis, 816 nucleotides long. RefSeq names its product probable gluconokinase. The coding region runs from base 71 to 754 and encodes 227 amino acids. The transcript has 5 exons. NCBI's taxonomy places the organism in Eukaryota, Metazoa, Mollusca, Polyplacophora, Chitonida, Chitonidae. Gene Ontology annotation, molecular function: gluconokinase activity. The record is from RefSeq and is a predicted model, not a curated record. Gene Ontology annotation, cellular component: cytoplasm.